Molecule: messenger RNA, 585 nt
Organism: Scheffersomyces coipomensis
Lineage: Eukaryota; Fungi; Ascomycota; Pichiomycetes; Serinales; Debaryomycetaceae
Product: rRNA-processing protein
Exons: 1
Coding region: 1-585 (194 amino acids)
Cellular component (GO): nucleolus; small-subunit processome
Source: RefSeq, a predicted model, not a curated record
AUGGGUAAGGCUAAGAAGACUAGAAAGUUCGCCUUGGUGAAACGUACCUUAAGUGCUAAGGAUCCACGUAUAACAAAAAACAAGAAUAACAAUAAUAAUAAUAACAAUAAUAAUUCCAAAGAUGAUCCUGAAUUAACCAAAUCCAUCCCACAAGUAUCAUCGGCUUUAUUCUUCAAAUUCAAUCAAGCUAUUAAACCACCAUAUCAAGUUCUUAUCGAUACAAAUUUCAUUAACUUUUCUAUUCAGAAAAAAGUGGAUAUAGUGAAAGGUUUAAUGGAUUGUUUAAUGGCAAAAGCUAUACCCAUUAUAACUGAUUGCGUAAUGGCAGAAUUAGAAAAAUUAGGUCCAAAAUAUCGUAUUGCAUUGAAGUUAGCUAAAGAUCAUAGAAUCCAAAGAUUAAAGUGUAGUCAUCAAGGGAUAUAUGCUGAUGAUUGUUUGGUUAACAGAGUUAUUCAACAUAAAUGUUAUAUUGUGGCAACCAAUGAUGCUGAUUUGAAAAGAAGAAUUAGAAAAGUACCUGGUGUUCCUUUGAUUAGUGUAGGUGGUCAUGCAUAUGUCAUUGAAAGAUUACCAGAUGUAUUCUAA